UUCUUUUGCAGUUGAUGUCUUUGAACCCAGAUGUUUCAGCGAAUGCCUUCCAGGCCCUCUGGGAAAUCAGCGCUUAUCAGAACAUCGCUUCCGACAAAGUCAGCACUGAUCUUUGGUGCCCAGAGCUGAAGGACGUCACCCAAGCUUUCUAUAAUUUUGGAGCCUGUGCUUCUGCCUUGUUCCCUGCUGGACUUGUUCAGCAUGAAUUCAUGUCUGAAAUCUUAAAAUUCCCAGAAUACCCUCUUCAUACUGCAGACAUUAAGAAUGAAGUCUUUCCAGAAGAAGCCCACUUCCAGCUCAGCUUGGUAACAAUGCUCGGAGAUACAUUUAAGUUCCUGACAUUGUGCGUAACAUCCCAUCCGCACUGCUAUCCUGACCGCCAGUGCUUGGCCCUCCUUACACUAUUGUGUCGGGUCAGCCUGGACAAGAAUCUGCGGAAACAGCCCCUGAUGGACCUCCAGCAACUGCUGCUGGUCCUGCUUGAAGGCAUCCAGGGGUGGCAGGAAAAGCUGCCAGAAUUAUGCAGGUCUCUUUGCCACGUCUCGCAGCAUCAUCACAACUUGGUGGCUGUCGUGCGUUUGUUUCCAGAUGCCACAACUAGAGGACGACAACUGCGCAGAAGCCUUAGCCUCUACUUCAUUAUGAAACUGCUUGGAAAAAUGCAGAUGGUCCCAAACUCCUGGCAAGAAGAGAUCCAGCUCCAGCAGCUUUGCGAUCUCCUUCCCCUCAUGAAGCCUGCCUGCUUAAAGCAGGCCCUACAGAAGGCCCAGAAGCUUCAGGAGGAGCCAGCAAAAGACCAGCAGGAGACACCAACUGAUCUUGACCAUGAGGCCUGUUACCUUUGCUACAACCUUCUGGUAUUAGCCAACGUGGUUGUGGGAACCGAGCCUGCAUCUCCAAGAGAACAG
Molecule: messenger RNA, 908 nt
Organism: Python bivittatus (Burmese python)
Lineage: Eukaryota; Metazoa; Chordata; Lepidosauria; Squamata; Pythonidae
Source: RefSeq, a predicted model, not a curated record